Rhodofomes roseus is the source of this 1110-nucleotide messenger RNA. Its product is annotated as WD40 repeat-like protein. The record is from RefSeq and is a predicted model, not a curated record. Gene Ontology annotation, cellular component: anaphase-promoting complex. Gene Ontology annotation, molecular function: protein binding; ubiquitin ligase activator activity; anaphase-promoting complex binding. The coding region runs from base 1 to 1110 and encodes 369 amino acids. The transcript is spliced from 2 exons. NCBI's taxonomy places the organism in Eukaryota, Fungi, Basidiomycota, Agaricomycetes, Polyporales, Fomitopsidaceae. Gene Ontology annotation, biological process: anaphase-promoting complex-dependent catabolic process; positive regulation of ubiquitin protein ligase activity; positive regulation of anaphase-promoting complex-dependent catabolic process.
AUGCGGACCGACAAGGUCAUCGUCGACUUCUCCGUGGUGGAGGAGGAAUGGAGUAAGCGCGUGUGGCCCGUGAGCUGGUCCGAGAACAACAUCCUGCUUUUUGGGCGCGGUGCUCGCGUGCAUUACAAAAGCCUCUCGGCGAAUGAGGCCAUCGGACAGUUGUGCAAGUUCCGGGAGGACCAGGGGAAUCUGCGCCUCAUCGAGUGCGCAGGGAAGGACUACCCCAACCUCGUUGCGGUGAGCAGUUCGAACGGGCAUAUCCAACUGUGGGACCUCGCAGCGAAGAAGAUGGUCUCCAAGUGGUCCACGAAGUCCACGGCGGCCAUUCAAUGGAAUGGUCCCAUCCUCACCGUCGGCGGCGAGCGCGGCUCUAUCCGCCAAUUCGACACGCGUGUUCCUGAUACAACGAAGAUGAAGGAGCAGGCAAAGAAAACCAUGCGCCACCAGUCCAAGAUCAGCAGCCUCGCGUGGAAUAUUGACGGAAAAUUCCUGGCCAGCGGAGAUGAGAGCGGUCAGGUUCACAUUUGGGACCCCCGUCUGCAAAACGCACCUCUGGAAGUGGGCGAAAUGAUCCAACGCCGGAAGAAAAUCCAGCACGUAGGUGUGAUCACAGCUCUCGCGUGGUGCCCGUGGCACCCCAAGACUCUGGCCACGGGCGACUCUGCGCCCGACGGCACAGGUACCAUUCGUAUAUGGAACGUCAACGGGUCCGUAUCACUCAACCACCCCGACCGCCUCGAGCUCGACGCUCAAAUCACGUCCCUGCAUUAUUCCCCGCACUGCAAGGAGUUGUUGAGCACUCACGGCCCGGGCAAGGGCGCGCCCGAGCGUGCCCCUGCCAACCCCAACGUGAACACGUCGACUGACGACUCGUUCGUGCCGUCGCGCAUCGCAAACUCCGUGGUCGUCCACGCAUUCCCGUCCUUCCGCCGGAUCGCUACCAUGACGGGAGCGACGGCGAACAUCGCAGGAAGCGUCCUGAGCCCGAACGGGCAGAGGGUUGUGCUCGCGAUCCCCCAGGAGUCGAAGCUGAAGGUCUGGGACGUAUGGGGCAAGCGGAGGGAGCUGAAGCGGUCCUCGAGCAUGUUGAGCACCUGUUCUAUUCGGUGA